Pelobates cultripes (western spadefoot toad) is the source of this 11699-nucleotide messenger RNA. NCBI's taxonomy places the organism in Eukaryota, Metazoa, Chordata, Amphibia, Anura, Pelobatidae. The record is from the annotation of a GenBank genome assembly.
AUGACCUUCCAACAGAAGUCCUCGCUGCGUACCAUUUGCAGCCGUACCCUUCGUCAUACCAGUGCCCAUGGUGUGCCCAACAUAAUUUAUUCCAAGGGUCGAUGGAGAAGUUGUUGCUGGUCUGCAUUUGUGUUGCUAGUGUUGGGUUGCAUGAUAUGGCAAUGCAGCCAACUUACUGCAACCUACCUUCUUUACCCUACCCAAGAGAAGGUCACAUUGGUCAACAGUGCCAGGCUGCCUUUUCCUGCCAUCACCUUCUGUAACCUCAACCGGGCACGUAGGUCUCAGCUGAAUUCUUCCAAGUAUCAAUCUUUCACUAACCAUCUGUCUUUACUUUCAAUGGGUGACAAGGAAGAAGGUCCAACAAAUAAUGCAAGAGAAAGGUACUUUGCCUUUUUUCUGUCACAGUUAAGUUCUGAAGAGCAAAUGGAACUGGGACACCAACUGCAUGAUAUGCUAAUCUCCUGUGUCUUUCAUGAUGAAAUCUGCGAUGAAAGGUCAGUGAAAAUGUUCUGUAAAACAAUGUAGUGAACAGAAAACAAUAUAAAAAAAGCUCUAUAAAUAUAGGUAUGUUUAUAUUUACUAUAUGUAUAUUGCAUAUGAGGUCAAUGAAAGCCAUGGGGAGUUUAACAGCAGAAAAGAACUGUUAUUGGUAAAAAUGUCUUGUGAACCUUAUGACCCAAUUGUUAAUGGGGCAACACAACUCAUUAGACGGUUAUUAUUAUCCUCCACCUAACCACAAACAAAGUGUGGGAAGAGGGACCAUUUAUUUAGGCAUCACUGAAGAGUAGACGUUAUCCAUUUGCCUAUUAUUUUAGUGUGGACCAUUGCACUCUCCCCACUUAUUUUCACGAGAACCAAUUUGAGAUCUUUUGUGUUAUUACUAUGUAAUAUGACAUAUUCAUAUGUAUUUCAAUAUGUUUGCAUGGGAUUCUAGUUAAUGCUAACGCCAAAGAUUCUCAGCUGCAGCACGAGGUUUUCAUCUGUGCAGUGUAAGUUGUGGGCUCUGAUUGCUGAGUAUGGCAUAAUCCAUUUAAUUGUUUUUCCAUUAAUAUUUGUUCUUUCAAGCCCUAUAAAGCCCUAUUUAGGCCGUUACCAGAUGCUCAAUUUUUCAUGUUCAUUCUGACACCAGCUGUACGGUAAGUUUACCAUUAAUGUUAAAUCUACAGUAAAAAUUAAAAAUGCACAGUCUGUAAGCACAUAUAUUUAAAGUGUGUUUUACUGCCAACAGCUAAUUCUCCCAAUUGGAAUCUUGGUCGUGCUGAGUGACUGGUCUGAAAAGAAAUUCUGUUGUGUAUAGCUUACCUAAUUCUAAUUAGCGCUAGUUAGAGAGGUUUUCCUGAUUUUUUUUCUUAUGUUCCUUAAGUGUAGAUAAUGAAACCAUGCAAAGUUUACUCUCUUUGAGAUGUUAAUUUCGAAAUAACCAAAACUAAACAGUCCGCACUCAUAAGGAUCUCAGAAUAAUCCCCCGGGUAGAUCACGCAAAGCACAUACUUUAUUGUAGAAAAAUGGUUACCAUGUCAUAAAAUAUUUUCAGACCUCAUAGGUGACACUCAAUUCAAAAUCUUAAAGCACAUGUCACUUAAUGCAUAUUCUACCAUCCUCAGGGAAGUCCAAGGUUAAGGUUUUGUUUUUUGUUUUUUUUAAAUGCAAUGAUACACAAUACAAAAAAGAAAGAUCUGCACCUGCCAGAAGGGGGGAGGGAGGGACAAAAAUCUGAAAAAACUUGCAGUAACUGUUUCGUGCCAGUCCUGAUGCUUUCUCAACAUAAAAAUUGUAAAAAUACAAUAAAGAUGUAUAUAAAGGAAUUAUGUGUGGAACAGGAGGGAUAUAUCAUCCUCAUCCCACCCAGGAUCAAUGACUUCCAAUUUUCGUAGUAUACCCUUGCACCAAAACAAGUUUCUGUUUUUAAUGCAGGGGUGUCGUGCAGAAAUUAGAAGUCAUUGAUCCUGGGUGGGAUGAAGUGGAUAUAUCCCACCCUUUCCUCCCAGGAUUUCUUUAUAUACUUCUUCAUGGUUUUAAUUUAUUAUGUUGAUAAAGUGUCAGGACAGGCGCGAAACGCAUCCAGGGUUACUGUCUGGCUUUUUUCAUUUUUUGUUCCCCCCACCCCCCUCUCCAUUCUGGCAGGUGCAGGUUUUUACUUUUUUGUAUUUCAUAUCAUUGCAUUUUUUUUUUUUUUUUAUUAAGUGGCGUAUGCUUGAAGAUUUUCGAUUGCCUGUCACUAUUGAGGUCUGCACACAUUUUAUAACAUGUUGUUGACCAAUUUUCUAGAAUAAGGUAUUGCACUUUCCAUGAUCUACCUGGUGGAUUAUUUUGAGAUCCUUUUGAGCUGUUUGGCUGGUUUUGGUGAUUUCUGCAUGUGGGAUUAACCCAGCACCAAUAUAAGGAUCUGGGAUACAUUUAGUGUCCAGAUUGUCUUACAUAUUUAAUUCUCCUGUGGAACUGGAGUUGCAGCAACAAGUAACUAAAGAAAGGCUUUUCCUGUUCAUUUUGACCAUGGUAAUAUCUACUGUGGAUAAUUCAGUGUACGGUAGUACCAAGAGUUCCUUCUGCAAAAAUGUUGUAGGUUCAUUAAUUUUAGGUUACUACCCUGCUAUAAGGAAAUAUUUUCAAUGCAGAUGGACUUAGAGGACCAUUGAGUUUGAGUUGUAUUUCUCUCAUUUCAGCUUCUUUACACCUUUCUUAAACCCUAAGCUUGGAAGUUGUUACACCUUCAAUGGGCCAAGACACACAGGUCUUCAGUCAAAAGUCCAACAAGCGGAAGUUCUAAAUGCCACCAAGGCUGGAUUUAGCUAUGGUGAUUUACAAUUCUUCACUAUCAUUAUAUAAAUGGUCAUGACGACAGGCACAAAUGCUGCUUUAUCUGAAAUUGGUCAGUCAGUAUCCAUAUUGUGAAUGUUCAUCAUGAAGUAUUUAAAGCUGUAAAAAAUCAUCUGGGGGCAAAUUAGCCAAGCUAGGAAAAUAGGUGGAUAAUUUUUCCAGUCUAGCUCCAUUAGCCCAAUAUAUACUGGAUGCAUUCCGGCUUAGUGAAUAAAUGUGUGUUCUAUUUGUAUUUCAGAUUAAGCUACUUAACGCUACUUUUAAAAAAAUAAGGGAAAUAAUAACUCAUCAGUUUUACUAAGCAGCUUCACAUUUUCCACAGUAACACUGCAUGAAAUUUAUGUGGCUUUGAUCUAAUAUAUUAUAAGGAAUUUAAUAAUAAAAAAAAAUUUUUUAUUUCAAACAGGAAGGAAUUAGGCAUUUCAAUUUUCGAAACAAAAUAAAAAAAAUGGAAUUGUCAAAAAUAAAUAUACAUUUUAUAUAUAACUAUGCAUAAGAAUUAUUUAGAAAAGCUGGUAGCAAGAGAUUUGUCGUAUUUUAAGAACAUGCUUGAGCUAACACUAUUUUAAAAAUAAUUUAUUUUAAAUGGUGUUAUUACUUUCCAUUACCGAGAUCAAAGAAACAUCAAAAAGGCAAACCAAUUAGCUUUCAGUGUUAUUUAUGUAAUGUAUGCAGGGAUUACUAGAAAAAAGUGACGUGAUAAGACAUUCAUCUGGAUAUGGUUAUUUCCGCCCAUUUCUGGAUUAUUUUUCUAAAUAUAACCUGUGUAUAUGUACACAUUUUUUUUUCUUCCCUUGAUCAGUUAGUUAGAGGAUACAAUAUCUCCUUUUUUUUCUUCUAACAGGUCUAACAAUGGAACUCUACAUAGAGCAGAGCGAGUAUAUUAGUAGUUUAAGUACAGCAGCGGGGCUGAGAGUCGUUCUACAUGGACAGGGAAAGAUGCCAUUUCCGGAGGACGAAGGGGUGAAUGUUCCACCUGGCCAGGAGUCAGAUAUUGGUGUAGUGAAGGUAACAGGUUUUAAAAUCUUAUACCUAGUAUGCCCGACACCCCCUUCAUAGAAGGAAAGGAACAAACAAAUACAGCCUUGCAAUCCCACAAUAACAGCCCAAGGUCAGGGAUUUUAUGUUCUUAUACACUAAACUUGCAAUCAAAACAAUUGUUUCUUUUCUACCCUCCAUGUUAGCAUAUUUGAAAAGUAUAAACUAUUGACAAUGCCCUUCCACCGAAUCAGUAUGAAAUAUUGCAUUUACAGGUAUAUGCUCUGUAACAGCCAUGUUGCAUAUUUGUCAUAAUGUAGAUAUGUAUCUCUUUGCAAUAGGUUCAUGUUAAACGGUUGGCAGAACCCUACAGCAGCAGAUGUAGCAGUGGAGAAAGCAUCAGGAAUUACUAUGCUGAUGUAUAUGGGACCGAUUACAGCCGUGAGGCAGGUUUCCUCCAGCUGACACUAGACAUCUGUAUUUUUUUUACGUAUUUGUUUAAUUUGUAUAUAUUUUCCCUCCAUUUCCAUUAUUAAUUUCUUCCUGAGAAGACAUCCACGUGAUAUCUUCAUGUACACAUACAUAGAGUACAUUAUAGUGUUUCCAUUUGGCUUUAACUUAGGCGUGCAAGAAGAGUUGUGCUCAGGCUAAGAUGAUCAAGAACUGUGGCUGCAGAAUGUGGGAGUUUCCGGCACCCCCAGGGUCUGACGUGCCCCUUUGUAACAUUAGUGAACCAUCCGUAAGUAAGUAUGAACCAUCUGAAUAUGAUUUAUAAUGAUUCAUCUAUUACAGUGAAUUCUAUUAGCCACCUAUCAAUCAUAUUAAACACAAUUAUUCUAUUCUGUUGGUAGAUGACUGCGUUGAAAUGUAUGAAUAUAAGCUCUCCCAUGAUCAGCUCAGAUGUCAUUGUCCCCUUCAGUGUGAGUGAGUAUCACCAAAUAUUGCUGCCCUAAGCCUAUUCACUUUAUGUGCCCCACCAGUCCUUCUCUACCAUCUCAGAAUUUUGUUAAAAGUAAAAUAAGGAAAAUACUUAAAGCGGCACUGUCACACCGAACUUACCUUUCCCUAAUCGCUUACUCUUCUCUUUCACUGUCAGGAUCUGUUCUUCAUUUCUUCCUGUCUGCUCUAGUUUUCUUUAAAACAUAGGACAAAAGAGGGACUAUUUGUCUUAUGUAGGUUUUCUACGCCUCACCAUUUAUGAUCAGUGGUGGAGCAAAGUGUGCUCUAUUUCCUGUGGUCAGAGAAAUGUUCCAACAAUUCUCACCUUUCUUCCGUGUUCUCGCGAUGCCUCCUUUCCGUAUUCCUGAACGCUGGUAAAACUACCACAUUUCCUCCCUAACAGGAUGAGAGCAGUUCGUCCAUUCAUAUUAGGACAAAAUUCUGGACUUUUGUUUGGAUAGGAAUUUCAUUUGAAUGAAUGAGAUUCCGAUCUGUGCUGCAGCUCCAUCUUGCAGCCGCUUAGUAGAUAGCUCCCUAAUUCCCACGGUAUCAGGGAGCUAUCUACCAAAAGGCUGAAAUAUCAAGAUUGGUCUUUCAGCCAACUUUACUAAUCUUAAGUAAAGAUUACUUAGUAUUGGUAAUUAAUCUGCCCUCCUCGCUAUAUCGUUAGUAGGGGCAUGUCUAGUAAACAGUGAACAGCCUGUAGCUGCUCACUGUUAUAAAAAAAAAAUAUAUAUAUUUUCUAUCAAAUAGUGAGUAUGUUAUCUAUUUACAGGGAUUUAUGUUUAUUGUCUCCCCCCCCCACUAUUUUUAGGGUGAGGGGGGUUGGUAGGACUAAGGGGGCUUAGGAAGUGGCAGGGAGCACUGCUCCCUGACGCUUCUAUUUUUACAUUUUACAAGGAGGGAGCUGCGCGCUGGUUGCUCCCUCCUUGUAAUAAACUAAAUGAAUGAACAAACGAACACCGAUAUCCGGUGUUUGUUUUUUCGUCUGAAAUUUCUAUUCAUUCAUUCAUCUUUCUGACAAAUGAAUAGACGAAAUUCCCGUAGGGAAUGCCCAAGUGUUUAACAGUGCAUGCGCUAUCUAGUGUGGGCAGAUGAUCUACCCACACAAAGAUGGCGGCGCCCAGGACCUAAGUCCGGGCAGAAAAUAAAGAUUAAAAAAUAGGUAAUAUGGAGGGCUUAGGAGCAUUUGGAAGUGACUAGGGCGACAAUUAGAUGUAGUGGAGUCAGGAGGGGGGUUAAAAAAAAACCUGAAUUCGGCCAUGACAGUGCCGGUUUAAUAAACCUAAAAGACAAUUAGCAUUUACAAGGAUGUUUUUUUAAAACUUGAUAAUCCAAGUCACUGAAGGUUGUUUUUCUCCAACCAGGGAAGAGAUUUUUGAACUGACUCUCUCGUCGUCACAGUGGCCAAGCAGCAUGUACCUGGUAAGUAAUGCUAUCUAUCACAAGGUAUCUGAUAUCUUGACGGAAAAAAAUACAUAAAUACUGAGUGCCGAGCAUAUAUACUAACCUGGAAUGGUGAAAAAUUGAUAAAGGCAUUUCAUAUUUUAGGUCGAAAUGGACGAACAGGUAAGCAUUGUCUAAUUCGGCUAUUUUUCCAUUUUCUUGCCCUAAAAUUUGCAUUUUUUACAUUUUCAUACAAAUCUCCAAUUUAUUGAAUACACCUCUGCAUAUAUCUCAAGAUAUUUACUAAUACAUCAGAAGUUAGACCAGAUUGGCCACACGACUGACUCAGCAAAUGCCCAGCCCGCUGAUAGCUGUAGGUUGCAGCCAUCUUCCCGCAGCUCUCCAAUACGAUUAAAGGGGGGCAAAAUGUAUGAAGUUGGCAUAUUUACUUAUUUUGUAACUAUUUGCUUCUCAGAGAACGCACCUGUAGGGCUUCUUUAAAAUAAAGUGGUGUGCAGGGUCUCCAUCAUCGAUAAAUUCCUUAAGAGUGCGUAUGUACAUGUUAGUUUGAAAGUAGCUGUGUGCAAGUAAGUGUGAUUGUGUAAGACUCCCUGGAAUGUGAUAAAAUAGCAUGUACAUUCUACGAGGUGGGCCAAAAUUCAGCAUAGGAUUUCACAGGUAAAUAACUCAUUUGUUAGUAGUUUCAUUGUUUUGUUGUAGGGACAUAUUAUAACUGAGUCUAGCGAGAUUCAUCACGGGUAAUUCUGUAAAGUAAAAAUUAAAUUUCAAGAAAUUCCCAAAUUUUUUGGCCGUCAUGUUCCCCCUACCUUUCAGCUACCAAUUGUACCUAUACCUAUACGAAGGAGCAGGAGCAAACUGCAUACACGGCUCAAGGAGAAAAUCCGUGCAGAAAUUCGAGCUCUAGAGCCUCAAAUAUUAACUAAUGUUACGAACAAAAGCAAUCGAAAGAGCCCAACUUUGAGAGGCGGCAAAUGAAGCUCAUUUAAAACAUUUCAUCUUCUGUACCUAGUCAAACAAGUAUUCAGUAUUUAGAAAAUUGGGCAGACUAGAUGGGCCGAAUGGUUCUUAUCUGCCGUUACAUUCUAUGUUAAACAAACCUCCAUAUGUUAAGCCUUCAUUGUAAGUAAUAUCAUUGAAGUUGGUUUGAAAAAAUAAAAAUGUUAUUGACUCAUCAAACUCUACUUUGAAUUUUGGCCCACCCUGCAUUUUAUAUCAAGAGUAACUGCUGUACUUUUUUUCACAUUUGAAAUCUGUUUUAAAACAAUCAUUAAAAAAUGUAGUGGCUGUGCAUGGAUCACCAGUAAGGCUUAUAACAGAUUGUGAAAUAAGUACCAACUUAUAAAACAACCCGAUGACCAGCUUGAUAGAAUGGUCCCUAUUGCAUGUAACAUAAUAGUGAUAGAGUCCGUGAUACAUCCCUUGCAAGGUUUGUUUGUUUUUUUAACAUACCUUAUUCAUAUUUUUUAGGACACGUUUUCAAAGCGUCUCAGCAGCAGGAGAGGAUAUCAACAACAUACUGAAAAUAUUAGGUUAGUCUAACAGUGAAAUUUAAUAAUACACAGCUGGAGGCAUUUGCUUCAUCUAUUUUCUUAUAAUUAUUAAAACUAAAGUUUUACACUUAAACAUAUCUAACAGGGAUAUUUACUAAACAAUUAGGAUGGUGAAUUCUCUGCAUGAACAGGUGGGUUUGUCAGAGUCUGUACAGAUGUUUAAACUGCAACUGGAUGAAUACUUGCAAAAACAUAAUAUUCAGGGAUAUAUUUUUUUAAAUUGUGGGGUAUUCGCUUAUUAGCUAUGUAACAAUGUAAUUUCAACUUUAAGGCUAGAUUAGCUGAACUGAAUACGUAGCUGAUUUAGAGAAUUUUUUUUCGGUUUGUCUACUCUGACCUUAAAGGGACACUACAGGCAUAUGCACAAAGUUAGUUUAACCCCUUAAGGACCAAACUUCUGGAAUAAAGGGGAAUCAUGACAUGUCACACAUGUCAUGUGUCCUUAAGGGGUUAAUGAAGCAGUUUUUGUGUAUUCAUCAUGACACUGUAGUCUCACGGCUCAAUUAUCUGCCAAUUAGAAGUUAAAUCACUUUUGCUUCUAUCCAUUGAUACCUCCUAAAUUCCUCCAAUUUUUGCCAGAAAUUUCCAUUUCAAAAUACAGUCAAAUUUAUAGUAGCAGAAAAAUAUUCAUAAACACGUUGCAAUUGGGAAAAAUUUUACAUGGUCAAAAAUGAUGGUUAGGGUGCAAGAAAAACAACAAAUAAUAAAAAAAAAUCAGACAGGUUUAAUAAACUGGGCCAAAAAUGUAGAUGCAAAAAUUAUCGGCAAAACUUUGAUAAAAUUCCCCCAAUUUUUCCAUAACAGUGAUUCUCAAUAAAAUUAACAGUCGAAAACACAGUUGUGCUGGAGCAUUUUUGGGUAGGUGUUAAUGGUGCACUUGUGCCAGCCAGACUAAUUUAUCUGCUUGGCGAAGGCAACACAAGGGAUGAAGCUGUCAAACCCAUCCUAAAAGCCAAUGGCAGAACAUAUCAUAUUCCAUUUUUCUUCACCCUGAGAAAGCUAAGACGGCUUACUACAACCUUUACAAACAUACAUGAGCCAAAAACACUAGCAAGGAAAAUGUAAUCUAUAUCACAGGGCAAAAGGGGUCCAACAGUGGCUUCUUCUUCUGUCCAAAAGUCUAUAUUUUUUUCUCACUAUCCGCUCUCCUGAAUACACUAGUCAGACCCAUAUUAUUUCCAUAUUGGUUAUGGUUCAUUAUUAUUAUUGGCAUUAAUAUAUCGCCAACAUUUUCCACAGUGCUUCACAAUUAUAAAAUGGGGGCAUUAGGCAGCAAAUCAUUUACAUACGGAAUAUAACAGAGAAAAGAGGUGAGGAAGGCCCUACUCAAACAAGCUUACAAUCUUUCAGACAGGUGUACUCCAAUGGCUGAUAUGUAGGAAACUUAAAUUCUCAAUCAUCCCUUGAAAAACAUUUUCCUGGUUAGUGAAGGAUAACCUUACACACUUCAUCUGCCCCAUCAUGCUGCUGUAGUGCUGCCAAUACCUUUUUACCAGUAUAAUCAGGUAGGGUAGCAGGUAUGACAGGUGACUAUGAGUCCUUAUAGAAUAGUAUGCGAAACACAAACAUAAAACAAAACAUAAAUAAACAAUGAGCAGCUUAAACAAAUAAAUUUAAAAAAAAACAUUUUUUGUUUUGUUUUGUUUUGUUUUAUCUUGUGUUGAUUAAUAUAAACAAUACUCACCCAAUGUAGAUUCCUUUGGGUCCACCUUUUGUCCUUAUAUAUAAAUUUGCAUUAGCUCAGUAAAAGAAGGAUGUGGGCUGUUUAUUCACUACAACUUACUGGCCUCGUGUAUUUUGAAAUAUACAACCACAAAGACAUCCACGUGUCCCAAGGCAGAGACAUUUUCCUAUGCAAAUCACAUUAAAAAAAUGCCUUCUGAAGAAAUGCUAAUCAUAGCAUAACCUGUCUGCAUUUAUUGUUUGAAAAUAGAAAUUUGCAAAACAAAAAUCGCAUAUCAUACAAAUCAUGGAAAUCUUCUACUUUGUGUUCAUGGCACAGGUAAUGCGAAAAUCUAUAGACUUAAGUUUCUCGUCUUUCAUUUUGUUUCCCAGAGAUAAUGUGGUUAAGGUUGUGGUAUAUUAUCAGCAACUGAACUAUGAACUGAUAGAAGAAGUUCCUUCUAUGCAGGUAAGCUCCAUAAUGUCCCCAAAAUAAAAUCAAGUAUCAGUGCCUUCUAUCUACAAAGAAGUUCAUUUCUCCUAUGUAUGUUUCAUGUAAAUGUUACAUCAAACAUCUUUUUUAUUCACCAAUUAACUUCAGGAUUUCUGUGGGGUUUUUAUUUUUUUGUUUUAUUAUUUUGCAAAUAUCGAUUGUUUUUUUUUUUGUUUUUGUUUUUUUUUUACGAAUUACAGUAGGGAAUUCGUAAGUUUGCUUAAAAUACACUGCUCAAAAAAAUAAAGGGAACACAAAAAGAACACAUCCUAGAUCUGAAUGAAUUAAAUAUUCUUCUGAAAUACUUUGUUCUUUACAUAGCUGAAUGUGCUGGCAACAAAAUCACACAAAAAUAAAAAAAUGGAAAUCAAGUUUUUCAACCCAUGGAGGUCUGGAUUUGGAGUCACACUCAAAAUGAAAGUGGAAAAACACACUACAGGCUAUGUAGUAUUGCAAAUGGGGUAUGUCCAGUCUUUUUUAGUAGCCACUUAGUCACAAACACUGGCCAAAAUUAGCAUUCAUAAUAGUUUUUUUGCAUGUUUAACACACAAACAAAUAUAAAUGCUAACUUUGGCCAGUGUUUGUGACUAAGUGGCUACUAAAAAAGACUGGACAUAGCCCAUAUUGAAUACCCUGGGUUGACUACAUUUCAAAAAUAUAUGGUUUGAUGGGGGUAAAUUACAUUGGCUGACUUCAGAAAUGUCCCAAAUAGGACAUGGGUGCAUGAUGUGGAAAUCCAGCUGUGGAAAUUCCAAGUUGGAAACUGGAAUGCGCACCCUCCAAAUAUGGUCUCUUAACCCCUAGAGAACCCGACACACCCAUACAUGGGUGGUAUCACCGUACUCAGGAGAUGUUGCCGAACACAUAUUGAGGUGUUCUUUGGCAGUAACCCUUAAAGUUCUGCGUACAUGUAUUCUUAAAUUGCUAUGUGUGUCAAAACAAAUCAGUAAUUAUCAUUUUUUUUAAAUUUGGCAUAUAUUGGUAGUAAAAUGGUUGCAUGAAUAAUCAAAAUACUCCAAAUUUAAUACCCUAGGUUGUCUUCUUUAAAAAUAUAUAUACAUGUUAUUCAGGGAUUCCUGAAAGAUAUCAGUGUUACAAUGUAACUUGUAAAAUGAUGGUUUGGAAAUAGCACAGUGCUACUUGUACUUAUGGCCCUGUAACUUUCCAAAAAAGCUAAGAACUUGGGUGUUUUUUGGCAGUUUUAUAGAAAAUUAUAUGAUAUGAUGAAAAUAAUGUUAUCUUUAGAAAGACCAUUUAAUGGCGAGAAAAACUGUGUAUAAUAUGUGUGGGUACAGUAAAUGAGUAAGAGGAAAAUUACAGCUAAACACAAACACCGCAGAAAUGUAAAAAGAGCCCUGGUCUUUAAAGGUAAGAAAAUUGAAAAACGGUCUGGUUACUAAGGGGUUAAAUGCAUGUAUGUUUUCAUUGAGGGUAUAUCUAAUAAAUAGUGAUUUAAAUGUAUUUAUCUUUUAAGUGGAAUGUCCCUUUAAGUUCCAGUAAGUACUAGUAACUAUGCUCAUGCAGUUAUCUUUUUUUGUUCUUUUCUGCAGCUCGUAGACUUGUUUUCUAGCAUCGGAGGUUUGGUCGGACUUUGGAUUGGAGUCUCAGUCUGCACAGUGGCUGAGUUUUUUGAACUGAUACUGAAUCUUCUGACAUUUUUUAUUCGUCAAAUUCCAAAAAGAGAUGAAGAGUCACCUACAAACCCAUAUACAAUUCCAGAUCCUGAUCCAUGUUCUCCUGGACUUCAGUCAGAUAACUGUUUUGCAUGGGAUGAUGAUGGUUCUAAUCUUUUGGGGGACCAGUAUAAUAUCAUCCAAGGCAUACACAAUCCAUACGAGUACAAUACAUAA